This is a messenger RNA of Selaginella moellendorffii, 1417 nucleotides long. RefSeq lists its product as uncharacterized. The record is from RefSeq and is a predicted model, not a curated record. The transcript is spliced from 5 exons. NCBI's taxonomy places the organism in Eukaryota, Viridiplantae, Streptophyta, Lycopodiopsida, Selaginellales, Selaginellaceae. The coding region runs from base 224 to 1357 and encodes 377 amino acids.
GUUAGGCUUUAUGUGUUUGUGGCUUUUAACUAGGAUGGAGCUUCAGCUAUGGCAGAUUUCAUUUUUUCUUCCCCUUCUUCUCUUGUCAUCAUUGGAUCAAUUAGUUAUAGAGAUGGUGUCCACCUUGAUUUGAUCUUCUAUGGAGGGGAUCUGUGGCCUGUUCUUUGAUACUAGAUGAUCCUGGACGCAGCGCACUAAGAGGUAUGCAUUUGGGUGACUGGAAAUGCCGUGGUUCCCAGACAUUGCGAAUCCGGCUUUCUGCGAGACCUUGCAUUUGCGGAAAAUCAUUCUAGAGAAGCAGCACCCAAACUGGUCGUCCAGCCGCCCACGAGUGUUAGAACCCGGAAGUGCUGAGUUUAUAGCCGCCUUGGCCGCCGGGAGCAACUCUCGCCGAAUUCUCCACAUUGGCUGCGGCCUCUCCACCAUCGCCCUCGCCGCCGCCGCUCGAGCAACCGGUGGCUGCCUCGAGUGCGUGGACACCGACCGCCAGAAGCAGGCCGUCGUCGCCCGCUACGUCCUGGACCUCGGCCUCAGCGACUACGUGGACUUCUUCCCGGACAAGCCCGGCUCCUUCGUCUUGGACCGGGAAGGCUUCGACUUCGUGCUCUUCACUGGCGAGCCGGAGAACUACAUCGACUACUUUGACAGCCUGAGAUUCACGCACGCGGCCAUCAUCGUCGCUUACAAUGCGCUGGACGACGCCACCAACGAGUACAUAAAGCACGUCCGUCAGCAGCCGGGGGUCGACUCGUCCACGCUCCCGGUCGGUCGAGGCAUCGAAGUUUCGAAGAUCCUUUCGUGGGAGAGUUUUAGAGCCGGGAGGAAGACAUACUGCGAGCUCUUGGACGAUGACUUCUCCAGUCCGGCGGCAACCUUGACGAGGUUUGACGUGGUUGGAGCGGCAGCAGACUUGUCGGACAGUGUCUAUGAAUCGGUGGCACCGCCGUGGGACGUGGACGUGAACUCUCGCUCGAGCUGCCUGGAAGAACAGGAUGCCGGGACGGUGUCUCCGACUCUGAGCAUUGGAACUUCGCUGGAAGAGGAGAGCGCCAGGAUCCACGACGCGGUGGUGGACUCGGGAGGAGCCGAGAGCGUCGGCAUUCACUUCCAGAACGUCGGCAAGCAAACCGAGAUCAAAGUCGAGGGGCCGGAUCGACACAUGCUCCUGGCGGACAUCAUUCUGGCUCUCAACGAAGCUGGCGUCAGCGUUCAAGGAGCGAAGAUCUCGACGCAGGAUAGCCGAGUGGAGGAUGUGUUUUACGUGGUGGAGGAGGGUACCGGUGGCGUGCUCGACAUGGACCAGCAAGAGUUCGUGAGAUCCAAGAUUUUGAAGAAAAUUUCCCAGAGAGGAGAAUGACUAUUUGCACAGACAAGUUGUAUUAUUAACAAGAGAAAGAAAAACGUUUCCUACUAAGCC